AUGCCUUCGGCUUCUUCUCUCGGUUCUGUGUCAUGGUCCGACAGUUCUGAGGAUGGCUAUACUUCUUCUACCCCCGAUGACGGUUACGAUGAAAUCAAUGUUCCCCAUCCAUGUACUCCAGCUUCUUCGAAUGUCAGGGUUCUGGGCACCCGGACUGCGGUCACAAAGAAGAGACGAAAUGCAUCAGCUCCGCCCAGGGAUAGCACCAAAAGGCAAAAAUGCCUCAGAGACGAGCGAAAAGCUACAACUCGCAAACGGUGUUCUUCGUCCGAUACUUUCACGCCCACUUACAGAACCGAUGACUCUGAAUAUGAAUCAUCGGCAUCGGUCAAAGAAAGGAGUUUCGCUGGACCCAAACAGACUUUAUUUCCCUGUUUACUCGACGGCUGCAGGCAGGUCUGUCACAGUGCCACCGAUCUUGCACGCCAUCGGCAGUGUCUUAGACAUCGUGCUCCUGAAUAUUCAUGCUUGGGUUGCCGACACCCGUUCACUCGUCCUGAUGCUUUGAAGAGGCAUCUUAAUGGAAGGCAUGCUUGCAAACAGGCGCAUCGAGCGGCUCGGGUUGCUAGCAAGGCUUAG
Suillus plorans is the source of this 579-nucleotide messenger RNA. RefSeq lists its product as uncharacterized. The transcript has a single exon. Lineage: Eukaryota; Fungi; Basidiomycota; Agaricomycetes; Boletales; Suillaceae. Bases 1 to 579 code for a protein of 192 amino acids. The record is from RefSeq and is a predicted model, not a curated record.